CGUGCUUAUCGUGUACGUUUCAGUAUAAAUACACGUGAUUCAUUUGUAGUCAAGUCAACUUUAUAAUUUUAAUUAUUAUUUAAAUUAUAUAAUAUUUUAAGAUAAAAAUUCAGAUAAUGUUCUUUCAAGAAAAAUAAUUAUUCACUUUAUACAACAUGUCAAACUCGUGGAAUAAGAACAAUUAUCGUCAACAACAAGAAGCAUUUAUUUCUGGUCAUGGUGGGACAACAUCCAGAGAAGUUAUAUAUGCUAUUAUGCCAAAUAUUUGUAGUAUUUUAUUGACUACAACUAUAAUAGGUCUUUUCAAUGAGGUUAUCCAUAGAAAUAUUAGAGUUUUAAUAGAAUUUGCAUUAAUUGUAAUUCCAUCUAUUUUAUGUUGUACUAUAUUAUCUGAAUAUGUUAUUACUGUCUGUUUUAUUAUGAUGGCAAUAUCUGCUAUUAAUAUUUUAAUAUUAGGAUUUAAUUUGAAUUCUUUACCAAUACAUCAUAGGAAAUUUCCUUGCGACAAAAAACCUUUCAUUACAAAUUUCAGAGCAUUAACUAACAUAAUAACAGCAAUAUGUAUAUUAGCUAUAGAUUUUCAUAUUUUUCCUCGUAAAUUUGCCAAAACUGAAAUAUUUGGAUAUAGUUUAAUGGAUUCUGGUGUUGGAUUAUUUAUAUUAGCUAAUGCUUUAGUAGCUCCAGAGGCUAAAGAUUUUACUCCUAAACCUAGAAUAGGUUUUUUUCAUACUAUAUCAAAAAAUAUAAAAUAUACAGCAAGAAGUUGUAUUCCACUAUUAAUAUUGGGUUUUGGUAGAUCUGUUGCAAUUGAAAUUUUAGGAUAUCAAAAACACGUAACUGAAUAUGGUGUUCAUUGGAAUUUUUUUAUAACUCUUGCUUUUGUUAAACUAUUUACUAGUUCUAUAACAAGUACCAUCAAUUCAAAAUACUCAUUGUUAUCAGGAAUAUGGAUUUUGGGGAUGCAUGAAUAUGUUUUGAGUACUAAAGGGUUAAAGGAGUGGGUUUUAAGCAACAAACCAAGAGAUGAUUUCGUAUCUGCUAAUCGGGAAGGUGUAGUAUCUGUUCCUGGAUACGUUGGACUUUAUCUAAUAGGUGUAGCAAUUGGUAGAUUAAUUCAUUCCACUUAUCAGAAUUCACAAGCACAAAAUUCAUUCCAGCAUAAACUUAAAAUAAUUCAUAUUAAAUUGUUUGGAUAUGAAUUUGAUGCAAAUUAUAAUGAAUCCAUGAUUUUAUGUAUUAAAUUAUCUUUAAUAUCAGCUCAAACUUGCGCAGCUACUUUAUUUUGUGACACAUACUUUAGAGUAUCUAGACGUUUAGCAAAUGCAGGAUAUUGCAUGUGGAUUCUUACUUUGGGUGUCAUGAUACUUACGUUAUUGCUAUUGAUAGAAAUAAUAUCCGAUAUAUUAGUUUAUAAAAACAUAGAUUUAGAGUACGAUCAAAAGAAAACUAAAAUGCAGAAAACGAAUAUAAAAAAUAAACGAGAAACCGUAUCUGAUAAAUAUGAAAAAAACAUAGCAGAAAAUACCAUCGAAAUAUUCGAAGCUGUUAAUUACAAUGGUCUAAUUUUCUUUUUAUUUUCGAACUUAAUGACUGGUGGUAUUAAUAUGUUAGUACGUACGUUAUAUAUAAAUGAAUUAAAUGCUGUGCAAAUAUUGAUCGCAUAUAUGGCUGUAAAUGUAUUGUCAGUUUUAUUAUUGUACAGAAAACAGGUACAAAUUAAAUUAUAAAUAAAACGUGCGACAUUUACUAAUUGCACAUUGCAAUGUA
Molecule: messenger RNA, 1767 nt
Organism: Apis mellifera (honey bee)
Lineage: Eukaryota; Metazoa; Arthropoda; Insecta; Hymenoptera; Apidae
Exons: 2
Coding region: 156-1727 (523 amino acids)
Biological process (GO): protein localization to plasma membrane; GPI anchor biosynthetic process
Cellular component (GO): endoplasmic reticulum; membrane
Molecular function (GO): glucosaminyl-phosphatidylinositol O-acyltransferase activity
Source: RefSeq, a predicted model, not a curated record